Messenger RNA from Thlaspi arvense, 1266 nucleotides. The record is from the annotation of a GenBank genome assembly. Lineage: Eukaryota; Viridiplantae; Streptophyta; Magnoliopsida; Brassicales; Brassicaceae.
AUGGCUUUUUCUUUUGACCUAGCCGUCAUCAUCCAACGGGAGAGGAGAAGGAAGGUAAUUAGAAGACGACGAAGAGAAGAAAUAUGCAAGAACCACCACGAAGCUACUCGAGAGGAGAUUCCUUUUGAUCUCGCGAUAGAGAUUCUCACGAGGCUGCCUCCUAAAUCCCUUAUGAGAUUCAAAUCAGUCUCAGAGCUCUGGUCAUCCCUUAUUCGUUCCCAAUAUUUCACCAACCGUUUCCUAAAAGCUUCAUCAUCGCCGCCACGCCUAUAUAUGUGGCUGGGAUUCGAGAACAGCGAAGUAUUUCUAUCAUCGUCGGCUUCUCAUUCUCCUGCCUCGGACGGUACUACAAUGGCUUCCUUUGUAGUUGACCAGGAUUGGAAAAUCUCAGCGGUGGAAGACUACACCGCCUCUCAUGUUUACCGCGGUUUGAUGUGCUUUACAAGUGGCCCAAGUGCGAAGAUAUAUAACAUUACCACUAGGCAACUUGUCGUCUUACCCGACAUAGAAGGAUCCAACAUCAUACCUAGAGAUCCCGAGAUGAUCAUGUAUCAAAUAGGACACGACCCCGUUCAUGAUCGAUAUAAAGUUGUUUGCACAGUUUCAAGACGCGGCGACAGAGCUGGAGGGUUCUUAACGUUCCUGUCAGAGAGUUGGAUCUUGCCACUAGGAGGAGGAGAUGGAUCAAGUCGAUGGAGAAAGAUUCCAAGCCGAUGUCCACCGCAUCUUCCUACAACACAAGGGCUGACUAUCAAUGGGCGUGUGCAUUACCUCGCUUGGGGUAAAGUGCCUUAUCAGGUGCUUGUCACUAUCGAUAUUCAUUCUGAAGAAAUCAGUAUCCUCGAAGUACCUCACUUUAUACCAUUCUUUAAUAAGACUGGUCUUAUAGAACACGGUGGAAGAGUAGCUCUUUUACACCAUUGGGAUCUUAAAGACAAAUGUGAGAUGGAACUAUGGGUUAUGGAAGAUGAAGAGAAGAAUACGUGGUCAAAGAAGACUCUGGUGUUGCACCCUUCUCAAAUGCAUAUGGUCUGUACAACCACAAACGGUGAGGUUAUCUUCGUGCCUGACAAAAGAACUUUUUCUUCUGGUGCGGGAAAGCAUAUGUUUAAACCUCAAAAGACAACGUCUUUCUACGUUUUUCUUUACAAUCUACAAAAGAAUCAUAUGACUAAAGUUGAUAUUAUAGAAUCAUCAAACCGCUGUCAUACCCAAACUUGGGACGUUAUUGGAUUUGAUGAUACUGAGAACUUAAUGUAUCUCUGA